Coniosporium apollinis CBS 100218 is the source of this 1284-nucleotide messenger RNA. RefSeq lists its product as uncharacterized. Gene Ontology annotation, molecular function: zinc ion binding; DNA-binding transcription factor activity, RNA polymerase II-specific. Gene Ontology annotation, biological process: regulation of DNA-templated transcription. NCBI's taxonomy places the organism in Eukaryota, Fungi, Ascomycota, Dothideomycetes. The transcript has a single exon. Bases 1 to 1284 code for a protein of 427 amino acids. The record is from RefSeq and is a predicted model, not a curated record.
AUGCCGCACGCGGAAUCAAACGCCUGCAGCGCCUGUGCAAGGUCGAAGCGGAAAUGCGGUCGGCAGAUGCCGUCAUGCGCACGAUGCGCGGAUAGGGGCAGGUCCUGCGUGUAUCCGCCGUCGAGAAGCAGAGCAGCUUCCUCGUCUCGGCCAUUGUUGUCGGAUGCGUUGAGAGGCUCGGUGCCGAGAGUGGAGGAUGGACUGCUCGCUGGGGUUGCAGGCAACACAUCCUCCCGCACCGCAGACCUGAUCCUUGCAGACGACCUCAUGUUGGACCUGGCAUUCCCACUCAUGGACAGUGACUUCGCUGCCCCGUCGUCUCUCAUUCAAACGCCCAGUGCGCCGGCCACCAGGGCAGACUGGUUCCUUGCGCCCGAGACGUGGAGGAUAUCCCAUAGAGUGGACACCUCGGCCGCUAUGGCAGUUGGCAAAGCGACGAUGAAGAAGUACGUGGCGGUGCUGCAGUCUUGGUUCGAACGCUGGGUCACCACCGGCAGCAACCCUUUUAUCCAUCCCUGUCUGUACAGUGCGAACUCCCCGGCGUGCGUGCAGGUCGCGUAUGCCACGCUGGCUAGCUAUAUCCACCGGACACCCGCAAACACGGACACCGUCCUCCAAAUUGUAGAGGACAGGUCGAACGAUCUACUCCGGGAGAACGGGGCUAUUCUGGACAGGGUUGGCGCGGAGGAGUGGGCCGACGGAGGGGAGCAAGAUAUUGACCUGUUCGCGCAGUUAACAAGGCUGCACGCGCUCAUGGUCUACCAGAUCAUCGGCCUCUUCGACGGCGACAUCCGCUCCCGCUACGUCGCCGAAGGCCACAUGGCCGUCCAGGAUAGCUGGGCCGGCAAGCUCUUUCACUCGGCCGCAAAGGCAUUGUCAAACACCCACGCCGUUGCCACGCAUCUUGUCGGCUGUCUGCCAACGCCGUCCACCUACUCGCAGCAACAGUGGUACCUGUGGAUCCUGUCGGAGAGCAUCCGCCGCACCUGGCUCGUCGCCGUCAGCCUCUCCCCCGUCUUCACCGCGCUGCAGCAGCGCUGGUCGGCCUGCCCCGGCGGCGUCAUGUACACGAACCGCAGCGGCCUUUGGAAUGCCGCGAGCGCCACCGAGUGGGAGAAGCAGUGCUUGGGAAGGAAUGUGGCGUUCUUGCAGCGCUUCGAGUGCUCGAGGCUCUUUGACGACGCGGAACCCGCGGAUAUUGACGAGUUCGGCACGGCCAUGUUGGACAUGACUUUCAAUGGGGAAUUGGUAGAGAAGUGGAGGGACAGAAGCGGUGGUUUAUAG